Messenger RNA from Gregarina niphandrodes, 3759 nucleotides. RefSeq lists its product as hypothetical. NCBI's taxonomy places the organism in Eukaryota, Apicomplexa, Conoidasida, Eugregarinorida, Gregarinidae. The record is from RefSeq and is a predicted model, not a curated record. The transcript has 3 exons. The coding region runs from base 1 to 3759 and encodes 1252 amino acids.
AUGGUAUACCCUCGGCUAGACCGAGCGGUGUCGUCGCUGGUGUUGACGGAGACGAACGAGAGUUACCUGCCGAUUGUGGUACAGUCUCGACCGACGGAGGACUUCCGGCUGACGGAGAUUACCUUGGUGGCAUACCUCGGAGACCAGAACAAAGAAGUCAUUGAGCACUUGUUGCACCCGAUGGACCAUCGGAGACAGUUGGAAGCAGGCGCUAUUUCGGCGAAAAUGGCGAACCGAAGUUUUCAAGUUGGUGCCAUAGCUGGCCCAACUAAACGAAAAGCCCCUUUCCUCCAGGGCGUACCUUUUGUCCAAGGUCUUCCGCAGACGAUGCCUGUUGGACGAAAUUCAUUUAGACUGGACUCAAGACUUGCACUCGCCUUUCGGCCAGUCAAAAAGACGAACAUGAAAUUAUUACCUGAGAUCACACAUGAUGAUAGACUCCGAACUGCCAGUGAUGAAUAUUCGUGGCUGAGUCGCAAGAGAACAGAUAACACGUACUUGCCGAAGCCUGGCCCCGAGUUCCGUCGCACGGAUCCAGGAAUACCCAUCGCGAGUAGUCCAGCCCGUCUGCCACCAACCAAUGGUCUAGCACCCACCAAUGGUCUAGCACCCACCAAUGGUCUGGCACCCACCAAUGGUCCAGCACCCACCAAUGGUCUAGCACCCACCAAUGGUCUGGCACACACCAAUGGUCUAGCACACACCAAUGGUCUAGCACACACCAAUGGUCUAGCACACACCAAUGGUCUAGCACCCAAUGAUUUAGUACCCAAUGAUCUAGCGCCUAAUGGUCUAGUACCAGUGGGUCUAGUGCCCAAUGGUCUAGUACCAGUGGGUCUAGCACCGAAUGGUCUAGUACCCAAUGGCAUGGUACCCGUUGGCCUAGCACCCCAUAAUCUUCCGCCGGAUGGUCUGUCACCGGGUGGUAUAGACGGUAUAGAGCCUGGUGGUUUAGAGCCUGGUGGUUUGGAACACAUUGGUUCAGAACCAGGCACAGACACGGGUCGGGUUACUGCAUUAAUGCCCGUGGUUAAGUCUCCGGUCGGGAGUCCCGAUGCGGCGGCCAAGAGAGAGGCGGCCAAGAGAGAGGCGUACGCCAGUCGCGCAUCGAGGGUGGAGGUUGCGGGAGGAAGGACGGACCCGGCGAGACCACAGCUUAAGACGAUUCGGUCGAAACUAGGUGCAUUUAAGUCGACCAUCAGUACCAAAUCGGUUGCAGGCAUGAAGUCAACGGUCAGCGUGAAAUCAACCUUCGGACUCAAAUCCAAGUACGGCGGCGAAGACGUCCACCUGCCACGAACGGAUAAAAAAAAGGGUCAUUUACCCUCUCGCGUAGUGAGUCCCAUGUACAGUGACCGAGCACCCAACGUAGACCGAGCACCACUACCGCUGCCCGACGCAGGCCGAGCUCUCACCGCCGAUCCCAUUGAAGUAGAAGACAUCGCGGCGGCCGCUGGCAUCGCAGUAGCCCUUAGUGCUGUCAAAAUUGCGGAACAUAGACUAGCCCAGGUAACCUCAAACCAGCCAUUAAAGAACAACGCGACGGUUAAUGAUCAUACGAUUAAUGAUAACCCCAUUAAUGAACACAGCAGCGAACACACGAUAAGUGAACACACGAUAAGUGACCACAAGAUGGAUCUACAAAUGACGAAUGAGCGACCGAAAAGGAGUGAGCAACUGAAUAGGAAUGAGCACGAGAAUAAGGGAGAUACGUCCUCGGAUACUUCGCAGCGCAGGACACGAAUGCUCGGGUACGAACUGGAAGAGUUCUCCACUCCAGAGCACGUAGGUCAGAAGCGCACGCAGUUGCUGCCGACGACCAGCGAGGGCCUCAAGUUGAACUCAGUGCGUUUUCCGAUGGUGCCGGUGAUGAGCUACCACGACGGACAGGUGCCAGCGGAAGCUGAGCCGGCCCCUGACGCCGGAGCUCUUGUCGCUGGCGGUCCUGUCGCUGAGAUCACUGGAGGGUUAACGAGCGGGACCACAGAGGGGUCCACGGGGGACCGAGUGGCCGCGCAAGUCCGUGUGGGUUCGCCGUUGAGUCGACUAGGACGGGUCAAGCACCCGGGCGGGGCGCCCGGGUCGCAAACAGAAAGUGUGUUCGUUGACGAUCCGGGGUUGGGCUUCAUUAGCAGCGAAGGGGUCCUGGUUCCCUUCAAAGGUUCUCUGAGUUCGGAGUCCAGCCUCGCAAGAAACUCUAGUCCUGUUGCGGAGCGGCCACCGCGUAUGUUACCUUCAGAAAGCAGCGCCUCCUCAAGCAGUCGAUCCGGCGUCCUCGGUCAGUCCUAUCUGAGCGAACACCAAGCCGUUACAAUCCAAGACCACACGGGCCCAGACGACCGGGGCCAGGACCAGACGGGCCAAGGCCAGACGGGAAGUGUGCCGUCGGCAGCGACGUGUUUCCGGAAGGAGGUGCGUGCGGGGCAGUCGGAGACGGCGGUGCCUGCGAGUGUGUUUCAAUCAGCACCGCAUUUUUCAAGUGUGUCCUCCGGUGGCCACGGACGGGCGGCAGUCAGCGGGGCAGCAGCGGUGGUGGCCGGGGCGACGGUGGCCGGGGCGACGGUGAACGGGUUGGAAUCGAGCAGUGACGAGGUAUCGGAGGUCGGGGACGAAGCCAUUUCGCGACUUAUGGCCGAGUAUCACUCGGAACGUGGUCGGUUAAGGGGCAGUAGUCUUUGGGUCUCUCAAACCGCACACACGCGCGAUCGAAGCGCCACAAGCAUUCUGUAUUCCGGAGCCAAUCACGACACCACGGACCAGGUCCCGGCCUACGACCAGGGCUUCAGCUUCGGCUGCGCUGCGGAACUGCAACGCUCAGUCGCGCCACUCGCAACCGCUUGCCCAGCCGCCGCGCUGCGUGGCGCCCUCGUCUUCGACCGUGGCGCCGAACUCGAAGCCUUCGACCGGGAGGCAGGCGUGCCCUUCGCAACGCACCACUGCGGCCAAGAGGAGACUGGCGACCCAGGACGCAGCGACCACAAACUUAGCGACCAAGACCGGAACGACGACCCGGGACGGAACGACGACUUAGUACGGAACGACGACUUGCGGCGAAGCGAAAACUUGGGACCGAGUGACGAGUUGGGACCGAGUGACGAGUUGGGACCGAGUGACGAGUUGGGACCGAGUGACGAGUUGAGACCGAGUGACGAGUUGGGACCGAGUGACGAGUUGGGACCGAGUGACUUCGGCGAGGAGGCGGUACCAUGGAGCGAGGCCGAGUUGGUGUGUGCAGACCGGUCGCAAUGGUCGCUUGUUCGUGCUCGUGAAGACCCUCGAGAGCUUGGUCGUGGUCAGGCCCCUCGAGAGCUUGGUCGUGGCCCGGACCCUCGAGAGAAAGGUCUGGAGGUAGCGCAGUGCCCGGGAGGCGGGUGGUUGACGCUGGCGGGGUCUGAUUUAUGGGUGGAGAGACGUGCGUUCCACAUCUUUCCGGCCGGAUACUGGGCCGGUCUACGGAGCUCCGCCGGGCAGCAGGGGGUGCUGAAUGAGUUGCUAAAGAAGGUCGAGAAUCCCUCGGCCCGGAUCGUGUCCAUGGUCCAGCGUAUUUUGGACCGCAUCCUGGCGCUGGACCUGGCGACGAAGAACAGCAACCCGGACCUUAUCUCGUUCUUCUGGUGUCGCUGUGCCACACAAGAACUGGCCUUUCAGCAACAACAACAAUGCGACCAACUUGCUAACCAGUACGGACCGGUCGUUGUGCAGAAGCUCAACAAGACCAAAAAGAACAAACCGUCCGCCACCGACGAGAAAGCCUUGUAA